Molecule: messenger RNA, 3165 nt
Organism: Megalopta genalis
Lineage: Eukaryota; Metazoa; Arthropoda; Insecta; Hymenoptera; Halictidae
Product: limbic system-associated membrane protein
Biological process (GO): synapse organization
Cellular component (GO): neuron projection membrane
Source: RefSeq, a predicted model, not a curated record
GCCAACAACACGACGCGACGCUCGCGCAUCGUGAUCGCUCGCUCGCUCGGCUUACCUGCUGUGUAUCGGUGCCCUCGUCUGCUCUCGGACUGGCUGCGUCCCGACGCUUUCGCGCAUCCAUCGACACGUCGAGUGCUCUCCUUACACAGUGAAGAGGUGUUUGAAAGCGAAACGAGGCGAACGCGCGCGCGAUCCCGACCCGCCGCACCGUUGCGAAAGUUCUCCCGCACCGGGACCCAUCGGGGCCUGCCGUGGGACGCAAAGUGCCGAAGAAACCGAAAAGAAAAGGAGCCUUCGAUCCAGCCAUCGAGCGGGACAACGCUCCGCUCGUGUCGGCCGCGUUUCGCGCGUCCGUAACAGUCCUCGAUCAUCGCGAAUCGCGAGGACUCCCGCUGGACGUCCGGUUCGCCUCUCGAAGACACCACGGGGCUUAUUCGCUAAGAUGAGACCCCGACCGGAUGCGUCGCGGAGCACCCCCGUCUUGGAACUCGGCAGCAAAACACAGGAACUGGCUGGUCUGUGAGCCGUCCACGCGAUAGGAAGUACGCGCGUCGACCCUGACCAACACGCCGACGAGAUCCUUCCAUGGUGCAGAUCGAAGCGAUCGCUCGCGCGAACAAGGUGCGUGCGGCGGAGGGUGCUCGCGGUUGCUCGCGAGAUCGCUUCGAUCGCUGGGAUCGCUUGGAUCGCGGAUCCAGCCGCGCCGUUGCUCGCCUCGCCGGCCCUCGCCUCCUCGGCGCGACACAACAGUGCUGUGAUACUAGUGGACCGGAAGACGUCGCGAGAGUACUGCAACGUGUUACCGCCACUGCAGUGAACGACGCGAAAAAGUGCGCGUAACUUCGAUCGGCCUCGCGUCGGACUGCGACCCGUUGCAUUUUUGGAUUCUUACGCGGAGGGCGUCCACGCAGGGACCAACCGAGAGGGACACCUGGCAUUCCGUCGGAAGCAAAAGUAUAAGAACGCGCCGAGUGGGGAUAUUAAAACGCCAAGAAGUUUAAUCGACCGGUGAGCUAGUUCUCGACCGCAUUCAAAUUUACAACCGGGCGGGGAAGCAAGAAAUUCGACAGGAUUCCCUCUUAUCGUGUUCGAGCGGAGAAGAUAUAACGGAUGCGGGGGUCGAGGAAACGAACGAUACCUACAAUGAACGUCUGAAAUAACGACGUUAUAAAAUUAAUUGUCACCAUGAGAACGCUGCUAAUCCUAGCGAGCAUUUUCCUGGAAAUACAGCUUCAUCUCACCGGGAGUCGGGCGGAGCACCAGCGAUCUUUAGGCGCCAACAACGAAGUGGUGCCAUUAAAAGGCACCGUCGAUAAAGGUGAAGAUGUCAACAAGCUACCCGCCAUGGAAAUCCUAGCCCAGAGCAGAAGCACUGCCAAUUUACCUUGUAAGAUCAGCAACCCCGGAGCUGGAACUAUUACAUGGAUGAAAGACAGGCAGCUGCUGACCGUUGGCAUGAACACCCACUCGGUCGACCAACGAUUUGUCGUGAUCCAUUCGAGUACCGAUUGGACGCUGCAGAUACGAGCGGUCACCGUAGAAGAUGCAGGCAUCUAUGAGUGUCAGAUUACGUCGCAUCCAGUGCAACGGCAUUUCGUCCGCUUGCGGAUCACGGAGGCGUACUCGGUCAUACCUGGGGCGCCUGAUUUGCAUGUGAAGCAGGGCUCGAGUCUUCGACUGGAGUGUCAACUGAUGGCGGCCGCGGAGUCGCCGCAGUACGUCUUCUGGUAUCGUCAGGGUCGCAUGAUCAAUUACGACGAGGAGCCGGGCGUGAAAGUCGAGCUAACGAAGAACGGAUCGAUCCUGAUGGUCGACAAGACGAAACCGGUGCACGGCGGCAAUUACACCUGCGAUCCGAGCAACGCCAGGUCCUCGUACGUGGUCGUCCACGUGAUCGAAGAGGAGGAGAAACCGGCGGCGAUGCACGGUGGCGACAGAAGGAACCUUAGCCCCGCAAUUUUGGCGAGCAACUUUCUGGUGUCCCUCCUGGCGGCCGUCAGCUGGAGGAUACCGAGUUUCACCAGCCUUUACCCGACGUGAAUCACCGUCGAAGUUACUGGAGUGGCUGCCGUUAGCCGUGCCCGAGCCACCGCAGCAACCCGAUCCACCAUCUUCCGGCAGGACGACUCCGACGAUCGAGGGAUCUACGGCGCUCGUUCUUCCAGCUGUAACUCCGGUCUACCUUGCGAGGUGGUCGCUUCCUCCAGGACCGGUGAUCCCGCGAGGAACAACAGUGUGUCCGUGAGAUCUCGUUCCCGGAGUGUCUCGUACCCGUGUGCACCUGUGACAACUUGAAACGUGAACGUAACGAAUCAACCGCGCCACUCCCGCGAUCCCCUCGUGUGUACCGCAGGACUACGUGUGUGCUCCAGUGCCCGCGCCGGCAGACUAACUGUGAGCGUCCUUGAACUGUACGAGAGCUCCUUGUCCGUUCGCUUGUCCGGACUGUGGUCCACUUAAUCUCCUGAUUUCCGGAGACCGCGCGCGAUCGUGGCCGCGAUCAACGAUUGUCCUCCGUUUUGGAAUUGAUGUAGGACUCGGUGCGGUGAGGACACAUCCUUUAGACUUCGAACGAUGGAACAGAUACGAACGCGUUGAGAAGCUCGCGCCAACGGAAGUUCCUUCCCCGUUGCUGUCCCACUUUCCGCCGUGAAGGGACAGGAACUCGUUAGCGUCUUUCCGUGUCCGCGAUGGGCGAACCGUUUCCUUCGUAAUGUGCGUUAUACAUAUAUAAAUACAUAAAUAUACGUAUAUACAUACAUAUAUACAUAUAUCUAUAUUCGUUACGUACGCGGAAAGCACGUAUAUAUAUGUACACAUACAUGUAGCGUGUAAGUUGCUGCGCGAAUCUCGUCAGCGGACGAGUGGCGUGAACUCGCGACGCUGAAACGGAUUCGUUUUACUUUCUUCUCGCGUACAUCUGGCAUCGCGGACCUUGCAGGCUGAUAACUCUUUUAUUUGGAACAGAUUUCCAAGAAAAUUAACGGUGUUCAGUUUUUAAUGCGGACAGCAAAAACGGCUGUUGUCCCUGGCGUUACCGUUGAACAGAAUUCAGUAGAUCGUGGAAGAUCCGUCGCAGAUAUCGUCACUCGUCCUGGUAAAUGGAAUCAAUGUAAAUACUACAUUCUAAUUAUACAUUCAAUAAAACAUUACUCGUGAACGAUG